AGAGAGGGCGUGCACACACACACACACACACACACACCCACACCACAUACACCACAUACCGGUCUGACAUCGCAGAACAAGUGAACACACACACAGAGAGAGGGAGAGAGAGAGAGAGAGAGAGGGAGAGAAAGAGAGAUUCAGAGGAGCAGAAAGGGAAAAUAAAACGCACAGAAAAUAAAAGCGGAAGUUGUCGGUGUGUCGCGCGCAGGGAUCAUGUCGGUGCUUGCUUUACAAGAGUAUGAAUUUGAAAGGCAGUUCAACGAGGAUGAAGCCAUCCGAUGGAUGCAGGAGAACUGGAAGAAGUCGUUCCUGUUCUCGGCGCUCUACGCAGCCUGUAUCCUCGGCGGCCGGCAUGUGAUGAAGCAGAGGGAGAAGUUUGAACUGAGGAAACCGCUGGUGCUGUGGUCCUUAACACUCGCUGUGUUCAGUAUAUUCGGUGCCAUUCGCACGGGGAGCUACAUGACGUUCAUCCUGAUGACUAAAGGCCUGAAGCAGAGUGUGUGUGAUCAGAGUUUCUAUAACGGACCCGUCAGCAAGUUCUGGGCGUACGCCUUCGUGCUGAGUAAAGCACCGGAGCUCGGUGACACCUUGUUUAUCGUCCUGCGUAAGCAGAAGCUGAUCUUCCUGCACUGGUACCACCACAUCACCGUGUUGCUCUACUCCUGGUACUCGUACAAAGACAUGGUGGCGGGCGGAGGCUGGUUCAUGACCAUGAACUACCUGGUUCACGCCGUCAUGUACUCAUACUACGCUCUGAAAGCGGCGGGAUUCAGGGUGUCACGCAAGUUCGCCAUGUUCAUCACGCUCACGCAGAUCACGCAGAUGCUGAUGGGCUGCGUGGUGAAUUAUCUGGUGUACCUGUGGAUGCAGCAGGGCCACGAGUGUCCAUCACACUUCCAGAACAUCCUCUGGUCCUCGCUCAUGUACCUCAGCUACUUCGUGCUCUUCUGCCAGUUCUUCUUCGAGGCUUACAUCACCAAAACCAAAUCCAAGAACAACGCCAAGAAGAUCCAGUAAAAAGAAGUACCAAAAGAUAGAUAAGAGGGGUUGAGGAAGAUGAAAAGAGGACCAAUGUGAGGGGUUUACAGAACCUAAGUUGAUCUGAGGUUGAUCUAUGCUUGUGCAUACUGUACUACUAACACAGAUACACCUCCCCUCCACUAGGGGGGGCUCUACUGAGCUGCACUGAAGAAUUACUAUUAUUAUUAUGAUGAUAACUGAAAAAAAACAAAAAAACAAGUGUCUUUACGUGAUGUUUAUGUGCCCAAUGCUAUUCCCUACAUUAUACUAAAAGUGUCUAAAUAUAAAUAUACAAAAAGGAGAUUAAUUUAAACGAGAUUAAGGGAGUGUGAGUUGAGGGAACAUUCUAGAUUUGUUGUCUAAAUUGUUCGUCUUUGAAGUUAAUGUUAAUAGCGUUAAUGUUCCGUUUUAGUUGUUUAUUUUUUAACGAAUUAGACGCUAGAGUGAACGUAGCAUAGUUUUGUACAAUAGACGCAUCAACGCCGCAGUGUGUCUGUGUGUGUUUGUAUGUGUUUCGUGUUCGGCAUCGCACCUCCAAAAUUCUCUCAGGUUGUCGCGGAGCGUUCCACUCGAUGUGCAUAUCAUUUAGGGACGAAAAGUCAAAAUCCUAAAAGAUAAAAGUUUAACGAGUUGAACUAAUUACGUAGACCUGACAUUUCAAUGCCAAUGAACAAACCCAAUGAAAUCAAAAUAAAAAACAAUAAAGAAAAUGAAGACAUUCUGGGUCUGAGUGCUCAUCCAUGCAGCCAUCUAGCAUUAUCCGAGCCCUUAUUGCCCUCUAGGGGCCAUGACGUAUUACUUCCUGUGGCUGAAGGUCAGUGUCCAUCAUGCUGUGUUCUGAAAAGUGAGUGCAGAAGAUGGCUGUGGACUCGAGUGUGUGUAAACCUGCACCAUGUCUGUGUUCACUGUAAUAAACCUGUUGUUGAAUGGUG
Pangasianodon hypophthalmus (striped catfish) is the source of this 1955-nucleotide messenger RNA. It is a transcript of the gene elovl6, whose product is annotated as ELOVL fatty acid elongase 6. The record is from RefSeq and is a predicted model, not a curated record. Gene Ontology annotation, cellular component: endoplasmic reticulum; endoplasmic reticulum membrane. Gene Ontology annotation, molecular function: fatty acid elongase activity. Gene Ontology annotation, biological process: fatty acid elongation, monounsaturated fatty acid; fatty acid elongation, saturated fatty acid; fatty acid elongation, polyunsaturated fatty acid. The transcript has 4 exons. NCBI's taxonomy places the organism in Eukaryota, Metazoa, Chordata, Actinopteri, Siluriformes, Pangasiidae. Bases 217 to 1020 code for a protein of 267 amino acids.